ACACGUACGUCUAAAACCAGACAUUGGUGGUCGUUCUAUGGCAGCGAGGGCAAAAGCAGCGGCUCUGGUGUCGCGCGCGCUGCGCCUGCGGUUCUCCGCAUGUCUCGGCGGCUCAAUCCUGCUCCUGACGUUUCUGCACUUCUUCUUUUGCGGAUCUUACAACUAUCCACAUAUCCCACGUGCCUUUGUGCUAGACGACUUAUAUAAGAAGGUGAAUCCUCAACUAGAGCUGUCCAAGUCAAAGCCACAGUGUGACUACAGCCGCGUGUUGGCGAGCCGGAAGAGCAUCAACAGCUGGGAGGUGUCUACGUUUCAAAACUAUAACGACCUGCCCCUAGACGGGUUAGUGAACGGUAGUUUCGCCCCAGCGCAGUGCAACCCGCUCGUGAGCGUGGCGGUCAUUGUCGCGCAUCGCAGUCGCGAGGAGCAGCGCAACAUCUUCUUGCCUUACAUGCACAAUUUUUUGCGUAAGCAAAACAUUCAUUACAAAAUAUACAUAGUCGAGCAAGAGGACGAGAAGCCGUUCAACAGGGCUUUGUUGCAUAACAUGGGCGCACUGCAGGCCAUGGCCGACGGGUUCCCGUGCUUGGUGUUGCACGACGUGGAUUUGCUGCCGCUUGACGCCGCCAACCUAUACGCCUGCCUCAGCCAACCACGGCACAUGAGCGCCAGGCUCGACAAGUUCCGCUUCGUGCUCACUUACGACACCCUGGUCGGCGGAGUGCUCGCCGUGCGCACCGACCACUACGAUCAGCUCAACGGCUUCUCCAACCGUUUCGAGGGCUGGGGCGGCGAAGACGACGAUUUCUAUAAUAAGAUCAAAGAUAACGGCCUACACGUACUCAGAUUGGAACCGGAACUGUCGCGCUACGCCAUGCUCGCGCAUGCUCCCGAGGCGCCGAACGCGGCGCGGGCCCGCGUGCUGAGCGAGAACCGGCGCCGGGCGGGCCUCGGCGGCCUAGGCGGCCUCGUGGGCCUCGGCGGUCUUGGCGGUCUCGGCGGCCUCCGCGGCCUCCGCCGACUCCGCGGCCUCGGCGGGCUCGGCGGCCCCGACGGCCUCGACGGCCCCGACGGCCUCGACGAGUUGCGGCGGCGCGCGCCCCCGCGCCUGCGCGCCUACCGCCUCUUCACGCUGGUGGGCGUUCGCUCGUAGGAGGGAAACGGCGUGGUGGACGGAAUAAAAGAAUAUUCUUUUUAAUACACCUUCGUUAUAUUUUUUAUAAGUAGAGUUUGCUGCCAAAGUUACAUAAAUCGCGAAAAGU
Hyposmocoma kahamanoa is the source of this 1262-nucleotide messenger RNA. Its product is annotated as beta-1,4-N-acetylgalactosaminyltransferase bre-4-like. The record is from RefSeq and is a predicted model, not a curated record. Gene Ontology annotation, molecular function: N-acetyl-beta-glucosaminyl-derivative 4-beta-N-acetylgalactosaminyltransferase activity. Gene Ontology annotation, biological process: carbohydrate metabolic process; glycosphingolipid biosynthetic process. The coding region runs from base 38 to 1153 and encodes 371 amino acids. The transcript is spliced from 3 exons. Lineage: Eukaryota; Metazoa; Arthropoda; Insecta; Lepidoptera; Cosmopterigidae.